GUCACUUGUGAAUAACUUGAUCAGAUUAGGGCGAAUCAUGUGGUUGGCCAAUAGCGACUGGAAGGAUUCUCCAGCGUCACUUUGUUGCACUAUUAGGAAAUGUGUCCAGCUAGACCUGCCCAGUGUUUGCUGUCGACGUUCCUCUGUGUUCCUCUGUCUAAUUCAUGAGAUCAGAUGAGUGCAGACUGUUGGAACAGCUCCGUCUGCCCUGCCAACAGCAUGGAGGAAGAGCUGCCGCUGGAAAUGGAGGGUCAGGGGACCCUGAAGCUUGUUUUCACAGUGGUGUCAGCUGUGACGGUGGGUCUGGUCAUGUUCUCUUUUGGAUGUUCUGUGGAGAUUCGGAAGCUGUGGUCACACCUCAGAAGACCCUGGGGCAUUGCAGUGGGACUGCUCUGCCAGUUUGGGCUCAUGCCUCUGACAGCCUAUCUGCUGGCCCUUGGCUUCUCUCUGAAACCAUUCCAAGCGAUUGCUGUCCUCAUCAUGGGGUGCUGCCCUGGGGGCACCAUCUCAAAUGUUCUUACCUUCUGGGUUGACGGAGAUAUGGAUCUCAGCAUCACAAUGACAGCCUGUUCCACAGUGGCUGCCCUGGGAAUGAUGCCCCUCUGCCUCUACCUCUACACCUGGUCCUGGAACCUUACGCAGAAUCUCACCAUUCCAUACCAGAGCAUAGGAAUUACCCUUGCGUCCCUGAUUGUUCCUGUGGCCUUCGGUGUCUAUAUGAAUUAUAGGUGGCCAAAGCAAGCGAAAUUCAUUCUUAAGGUCGGGGCCAUUGCUGGCGGCAUCCUUCUUCUGGUGGUGGCAGUUACUGGUGUGGUCCUGGCAAAGGGAUGGAAUACAGAUGUCACUCUUCUGAUCAUCAGUUUCAUUUUCCCUUUGGUCGGCCACGUCACUGGCUUCCUGCUGGCAUUCCUCACCCAUCAAUCUUGGCAAAGGUGCAGGACGAUUUCUAUAGAGACUGGAGCUCAGAACAUCCAGCUGUGCAUUGCCAUGCUGCAGCUGUCCUUCACUGCCGAGUACCUGGUCCAGCUGUUUAACUUUGCGUUGGCCUAUGGACUCUUCCAAGUGCUACAUGGCCUCUUCAUUGUCGCAGCGUAUCAGGUGUACAAGAGGAGGCAGAAGAGCAAAGGCAGGAGGCAGCAUCCAGAUAGCCCAGAGAUCUGCUACCAGAAGCAGCCGCGAGAGACCAGUGCUUUCCUGGAGGAAGGUGCUGAAGCUGCUGUAACUCUAGGGCCAUCAGAGCCAGAACAGCAGCCACGUUCUGUCAUGUGAC
Onychomys torridus (southern grasshopper mouse) is the source of this 1270-nucleotide messenger RNA. RefSeq names its product solute carrier family 10 member 6 (gene Slc10a6). Gene Ontology annotation, molecular function: bile acid:sodium symporter activity. The transcript is spliced from 6 exons. Gene Ontology annotation, cellular component: membrane. The coding region runs from base 175 to 1269 and encodes 364 amino acids. The record is from RefSeq and is a predicted model, not a curated record. NCBI's taxonomy places the organism in Eukaryota, Metazoa, Chordata, Mammalia, Rodentia, Cricetidae. Gene Ontology annotation, biological process: bile acid and bile salt transport.